UGCAACAGUUGUGAACCAACUACAAAGUGAAUUCGCUAACUCCAAACGUUUAGUGAUAAUAUUAAAAUUUCAUUACCGAUUAUAUGAAUAAUAUAUAAUUAUACAGACAAGGAUCGCAAAAUAUAUUACGUAACUUUCUUUAGUCGUGUACUAGCGACCGAAACUUGAGAAUGAAAUUAUUUGUACUACUGCUGGCACUAGCUGCCACUGGUGCGCAUGCUGAUGUCUCACACUUGAGCAGCGACUUGCAGGAGGAUGGUUAUCAUUAUAAGCAGCCUUCGGUGCCUUUCCCAGCACCACCUUCGGGCAAUGGCAUAGAUGAUGUACAAUAUCAACCAAGACCACAGCCACGUCCACAGCCGCAACCACAACCAAGGCCUCAACCUUCAUAUCCAGCUCCCUCACAGCCGUCGUAUCCAGCGCCAGGCCCACAGCCACAGCCGCAACCGCAGCCAUCGUAUCCAGCGCCACGUCCACAGCCACAGCCACAACCACAGCCAUCAUAUCCAGCACCACGCCCACAGCCACAACCGCAACCAAGACCACAACCUUCAUAUCCCGCUCCUUCACAGCCUUCACAGCCUACGCAGCCACAACCUCGGCCUCAACCUUCAUAUCCAGCACCCUCACAGCCUACACAGCCAGCACCUCGUCCACAACCUCAACCGGGUCGUCCAGCGCCAUCACCACAGCCAGGACCGGAAUAUUUGCCUCCAGAGCAACCACAGCAGCCAAGACCUCGUCCUCAACCACAGCCACGACCACAACCUCAACCUCAGCCCUCGUAUCCUGCCCCAAGGCCUCAACCUCAGCCUCAACCUCAACCUCAGCCUCAGCCACAACCACAGCCCUCAUAUCCUGCUCCACGUCCUCAACCACAACCUCAGCCUCAACCACGACCACAGCCUCAACCGCGUCCACAACAGCCAGGUCAGCAAAAACCUGGUCCUGAGUAUAUACCCCCAGCAGGACCAACUACUGGUCCAACUUAUCAACCACGACCGCAACAACCCACUCCUGGCCCAACUUAUCAACCACGACCACAACAACCCACUCCUGGCCCAACUUAUCAACCACGACCACAACAACCCACUCCUGGCCCAACUUAUCAGCCACGACCACAACAACCUACUCCUGGUCCAACUUAUCAGCCACGACCACAACAACCCACUCCCGGACCAACAUAUCAACCACGGCCACAGCAACCCACUCCGGGACCAACAUACCAACCACGUCCACAACCACAGCCGAAACCAUCACAGCCUGCCAAACCCGGUCCAGAAUAUUUACCACCACCUGGUGAAAAUGAAGUAGGCCCAAAACAGCCGGCGCCUCGUCCACAACCACAACCUCGGCCGUCGCAACCUAGUCAACCGGCACCUCGACCUAGCUAUCCAGCACCAAAACCUUCAUACCCUGCUCCUCAGCCUAGUUAUCCAGGAGGUCCCAGCGGUCCAGGAGGUCCACAAGGCCCAAGCGGACCAGGCGGUCCAAGUGGUCCAGGAGGCCCAGGCGGUCCAAGUGGCCCACAAGGCCCAGGUGGUCCAGGAGGUCCAGGCGGUUCGUAUGGUCCAGGUGGUCCAAGCGGUCCAAGUGGUCCACAAGGCCCAGGAGGUCCAGGAGGUCCAAGCGGUUCAUAUGGUCCAGGUGGUCCCAGCGGUCCAGGAGGUCCACAAGGCCCAGGUGGUCCAGGAGGUCCAAGCGGUUCAUAUGGUCCAGGUGGUCCCAGCGGUCCACAAGGCCCAGAAGGUCCAUGUGGUCCUAGCGGUUCAGGUAGUCCACAAGGUCCUGGAGGACCAAGCGGUUCAUAUGGCCCAGGAGGUCCAUGUGGUCCCAGCGGUCCAGGUGGUCCACAAGGCCCAGGCGGUCCCAGCGGUCCAGGAGGUCCAGGAGGCCCAGGUGGUUCAUAUGGUCCAGGUGGUCCCAGCGGUCCAGGAGGUCCACAAGGCCCAGGUGGACCAGGCGGUCCAAGCGGUCCAGGAGGCCCAGGCGGAUCAUUUGGUCCAGGAGGACCAGGUGGUCCAAGCGGUCCAGGUGGUCCACAAGGCCCAGGUGGACCAAGUGGUCCCAGCGGUCCAGGAGGCCCCAGCGGUUCAUAUGGUCCAGGAGGACCAGGUGGUCCAAGCGGUCCAGGAAGUCCACAAGGCCCAGGUGGUCCAAGUGGUUCAUAUAGUCCAGGCGGCCCUGGUGGACCAACAGGACCUAGCGGUCCCGAGGCGGGAUCUCUCGGACCUGAUGGUUAUAACUACAACAAACCAUCUAGACCCUUCUCAUAUUAAAUUAUUGUACUCAACACAUGAAACUCGCCCAUUUAGUAUUAUAAACAACUACGAAAUUUUUAUGAAGAAUUUAAUAAUAAAAAACCAAUAAAAACUAAAAUUAAUGUAUGAGCAACAUGUCUUCCAUACUGUCUAAAAAAAGACAAACGAUCGUUUACCACGGACGCGAAUGCCAGUUGACAUUUACAAAAAAUAUAAAUUAUAUGACUAUUUAAAAAUAA
Molecule: messenger RNA, 2500 nt
Organism: Bactrocera tryoni
Lineage: Eukaryota; Metazoa; Arthropoda; Insecta; Diptera; Tephritidae
Product: basic proline-rich protein-like
Exons: 2
Coding region: 171-2279 (702 amino acids)
Source: RefSeq, a predicted model, not a curated record